UCAUGAGUGUUGAUGAAAUGGGUCUUGCGAUGGUGAUGUCAGUCAGAAUGGCUCCUCUUCUUCCUCUGAUUUUUCUGCUCAUUAUUCACAAGGUUUACAGUAAGGAGGAAGUUGUGAAUUAUAGCCAUCCACACAUCUGUGCACUAAAGAACUCAUCAGUGAUAAUGAGUUGCACUUAUACAUACCCUACUGGAUGUAAGAUUGAGAAAGUGUUCUGGACCAAAAACCCUGUUAAGGGUGAAGAGAAUCCAGAUCUGUCUGAGGAUCCUGAAUACAGUCAGAGGCUUCAGUAUCUGGGAGACAAACAGCAGAACUGCACCAUCAGACUGAGUCAUGUGACACAGAAGGACCAACACAUGUACUGUUUCAGAUUCAUCACUGAUAAACCUAAUGUGAAAUGGACUGGUUAUCCAGGAGUGACUCUUACUGUCACAGAUCUUCAGGUGGAGGCUCCUGAGAGAGUGACAGAGGGUCAUAAUGUCAGUCUGACAUGUAAAAGCAGCUGCACUCUGACUGACAGAGCAACAUUCAUCUGGUACAGAAACUCACAGCCAUUAACUGAGAGAAGAGACAGAAACAAUCAACUCCUGCUGCAGUCAGUCAGAAGAGAGGAUGCAGGCAGAUACAGCUGUGCUCUACAUGGACACACUUACAUCUCUCCUGCUGCUCAGCUCAAUGUCUCCUAUGCACCAAAAAAUGUCUCAGUGUCCAUCAGUGGAUCUGGAGUAAUAGUGGAGGGAGAUUCAGUGACUCUGAUCUGCAGCAGUGAUUCAAACCCUCCUGCUCUGAACUUCAGCUGGUUUAAAGGAGGAACGUUUGUAGGAUCUGGAAGAAUCUACAGCAUCUCAAACAUCAGUUCUGAUGAUAGUAAAAAAUACAAGUGCAAGUCCAUCAAUGAACAUGGAGAGAAAUACUCUGAUGCUCUGAAUUUAAACAUCAUGUACUCUCCUAGACGUGUAUCAGUGUCCAUCAUUAAGUCUGGUCAGUUCUGGGAAGGAGAUUCAGUGACUCUAAUCUGCAGCAGUGAUUCAAACCCUCCUGCUCUGAACUUCAGCUGGUUUAAGGAGAAUCAAAGCUCAGCUGUUGGAUCUGGACAGAGUUUCAGUGCACUACAGAGUGGACGCUUCUACUGUGAGGCUCACAAUCAACAUGGAUCUCAGAGAUCAGACGCUGUUACUGUCACAGUUAAAGGACAUCUGGUGAUAUUGUACAUAUCCAUUGGAGUGGUUUGUGGAGCUGCAGUUGUCAUAAUGCUGAUAAGCCUAUGGAUUAAAAACAGAAAUGGUGCUCAGAAGUCUCAGGUGAAUCAUUCCAGACCUCACAAUGGCCUACACAAAACUUGCAUUGGUGGUGAGAGGACUGAUCCUGUGUAUGAGAAUGUAGAGGCUGCUCAACAUGACUCUAAUACCUGUAAACCUGAUCUGAACUCUUCUGUGUAUGAAAAUAUUACAAAUAAAAAGAGGAAGAGGAUAUAGUGUUUUGGAAACAAAGCAAACAUUUUACACCAAAUCUUUGUUCGUGGAGACCUGUUUGAUUGACAGAAGUGUCAUGAUAUGGCUAAAGUAAUUUGUAAAAAAUAAAUAAAUAAAGUAAAAGGUUUUGA
Carassius auratus (goldfish) is the source of this 1603-nucleotide messenger RNA. RefSeq names its product B-cell receptor CD22-like. The transcript is spliced from 11 exons. The coding region runs from base 3 to 1475 and encodes 490 amino acids. NCBI's taxonomy places the organism in Eukaryota, Metazoa, Chordata, Actinopteri, Cypriniformes, Cyprinidae. The record is from RefSeq and is a predicted model, not a curated record.